UUAUUAAAAUUUUGUCUACAACAUCCCUUCUUCUUAUGGGCAUAGUCCAUCAUAUGUCUUAUUGGAUUAACACAUACACUGUGAAGUAUUUUGUGGAACGUCUCCAGCAUAUCUGUAAUGAAUUAAGAGACGAAAACGAAAUCGCUAUAAUAAAGAAAUAUGCAAAUAGCGCAGAAUAUAUCGCGAUUUUCAUUACAUUGUAUACGGCGUGCUGCGGAUUUAUUAUUACUUUUACGCAAAUUUUUCCGCGGAUUCUUAGCACUUUUCUACUCGUAAAUAUAUCUCGACCACUUUACAAUGUGCAAUUUGUAACUGAAUAUUUUAUUGAUAAAGAAAAGAAUUUUUAUUUAAUUUUUAUACACAUAUGCGCAUCAUUGUACAUAGGAACGGUUGCAUUCGCGGGAACAAGUUUAAUAUCAUUUACAUACUUUAAACACAUUUGCGGACUAUUUUGCAUUGCUAGUUACCACAUGGAACAAUCAAUGAUGUUAAAUAUUCACAAAAAAACUAAUCUGUGGAAUAAUAUGGAGAUCGACAAGAAAAUAAUUCAUGCAGUGGAUAUUCAUCGCACAGCUAUUGAGUUGUCUGAAUUCUUUAUAUCUAAUUUCAAUGGAACAUAUUUUUGUGUAAUGUUAAUAAGCGUACUUUGUUUAAGCCUUAAUUUAUACAAACUAUUUCUAACUGUACUAUUUCAAGAUGAAAUAGAGGAAUUUCUGUUACAUUUUAUAUUUGCAACUGCUAUACUUAUACAUUUGUUCUUGGCCAACUCUUGCGGUGAAGAAAUUACAGAGAACUAUAACAACAUAUUUUCAGCUGCAUACAGCGUUCACUGGUAUGCGGCUCCUAUACGGAUACAGAAAUUGAUAUUAUUUCUGUUGCAAAGAAGUUGUAAGACGCACGGUAUCAAACUAGGUGGAAUCUUUAUAGCAUCUCUAGAAGGCUUUGCUGCGUUAUCUGCUACAUCGUUAUCUUACUUUACUGUUCUAUAUUCUCUACAAAAGUGAUAUCACCCAUCUUAUAGUAAAUUGAAAGUAAGUAGGUAAACUUAAAGAUAUAAAUAACAGUAACUGCUCCGUUUUCAAAUAACUUGUUGCGUAAAAUUAUCACUUUACUAUUAAUUCAAUAUUUACAUAACAAUUAAUAGUAUAAUAAAUAAUAACAGUUUACACAAAGUUACAGAAAAUAAUCGAAAUAAUAUUUGACUAAAUAAAAUGCGACAGCGUUAUUGAAUCACACUGUGUGCGUAUGAGAGUGCGCAUGAACUUGUAUAUUACGGUUCUAUAUUUGUAAAAGAGUAUUUUUUUAAUUUACAUUUAUGUAAUAUUUUACAAACUGAGGUAUUUUCGUGGAAUUUACCAAACAUCUAUAAUCGUUAUGAAACUAGCACUCCCGCGGAUAUUAUUAUUUAAUCAAAAGGAUCAUCAUUAGGAUAUGAUAGAGAAUUAUCAUAUCGUAAGAUGAUCUCACGGCAAGAUAAAUGCUGUAUAAAAAACUAAAAUUUCUUACUGCAGUUAUAUAUAACAACAAACCUGAAAAUUCCAGAUAGAUUAUGUGUGCAAUUGUACAAUAUCAACAAGACAACGCUCGUAUGAGAAAACAAUAUGCUAGGAAUGCAUGGAAUAAAAUGAAGGACGUGAAGACUGGUUGGAAAUGUUAAUUGCGCUUGCGCGAACUUUUAUCAAAUUAUGACUAUUUUUCUGUGAGAAAUAAAUAUUCGUUGUGUUUUUA
Molecule: messenger RNA, 1728 nt
Organism: Ooceraea biroi (clonal raider ant)
Lineage: Eukaryota; Metazoa; Arthropoda; Insecta; Hymenoptera; Formicidae
Product: odorant receptor 24a
Biological process (GO): sensory perception of smell; detection of chemical stimulus involved in sensory perception of smell
Cellular component (GO): plasma membrane
Molecular function (GO): olfactory receptor activity; odorant binding
Source: RefSeq, a predicted model, not a curated record